CCUUUGCACUGCAGCCUCCUCGCUCGGGCGAGCGCCUCCCCUCCAUUCUCCCCGGCCCAGCAGAGUCGGGGGGGGGGGGGGAAUCCCAAAUUAAGUUCGGUGCCAGCUUUCGCUUUCCCUUUCCCAGCCGAGCUCAGGCUGCCGGCGACGAGUGAGCCCAGCGACUCGUGACACUUCCUGGGCUCUUUUUUCUGAUUGGAGACAAAUUCACCCCUCGGCCAAUCCCGGCUCUCGCCUCGCGUUCCUCCCCGCCAGGCCACUGCCUGUGGUGGCCUGGCUCGGGGGAAAGUGCGUUGCGAGCUCGGUGGGCGCAGAAGUGGCUUUGGGGCUGCGAAGAUGACCUUCUUUCGACGUUGCGUCCUGCCUCUUCGAUGUCUGCCUCUUCGACGUCGCCACCUGCCCCUCUUGGGGGUCGUCGCCCUCCUGCUGAUGGCGGUGGGGUGCUCCGGCUCCUCGCACUCCAUGCGCUACUUCCACACGGCGGUGUCUGAGCCCGGCCCGGGGCUGCCCCAGUUCAUCGCUGUGGGCUACGUGGACGACCAGCCCAUCGAUCGCUAUGACAGCAUCACAAAGAAGGAUAUACCUCAGGUCUCAUGGAUGGAAGAGUUUGGGAACGAUAAUCCCAAAUACUGGGAGACGGAGACCCAGAAGAGACAGGGCUGGGAGUCUAUAUCCAGAGUGGACCUGGUGACGCUGCGGAAGCGCUUCAAGCAGCAGAACAGCACAGGGGUCCACACCCUGCAGCUGAUGUACGGCUGCGAGGUGGGGCCGGACGGGCAGCUCAGAGAGGGGCGCUUCCAGUACGCCUACGACGGGGAGGACUUCCUUGCACUCGACAGAGGGACCGUAACCUGGACGGCCCGCGUGCCCCAGGCCCUGGUGACCAAGAGCAGGUGGGAGACCGAGACCCAGGAUGCCGAGUUCCAAAAGUCCUACCUGGAGGGGACCUGCGUGGAGUGGCUGCAGAGGUACCUGGGCUAUGGCAGCAAGACCCUGCUGAGGACAGAGGCCCCAGUGACGAGGGUGGCACGCAAGAAGGGCUACGAUGGACAGGAGACCCUCUUCUGCCAGCUCUACGGCUUCUACCCGAAGGAUAUUGAGGUCACCUGGAUGAAGGAUGGGGAGGACCGGAGGGCGGAGACCAUGACGGGGGGUGUCGUCCCCAACUCGGAUGGGACCUACAACACCUGGCUCAGCAUCGAGGUGGACCCCAAGGAGAAGGGCCGCUACCAGUGCCGGGUGGGACACGACAGCCUGCCAGAGCCCCUGGACUUGGCCUGGGAGGAGCCGGCAUCCAACUUGCUGCUCAUUGUGGAAGUCGUUGUCGGGGUCGUCCUUGCUGCCAUUCUGCUGGUGGUUGGGGUCACCGUCUACAUGAGGAAACGUAGGGCAGAGCGUGGCUACAAAGCAACACCAGGAAGCGACCAGGGGUCGGACAACUCCACCAGGGUUGAAGUGCCUGACGCAUAAGAAGAGAAUGAAGAGGAUCUACUCAAAAGAUUCUGGGGAUCUUCUGUCCCACGCAAAGAGCUUCUGCCACCUUCAACUCUUGUUUUUUGUUCCACCUAAUCUUUCUGGCAGCGGCUUCUGGUUCCCAUCUCUUUCGAUUGGAUUUUGUGGGAUUUUUCCCCCUAAUAGAUUUGGGUUGAUUUUGGUUUUGCCCUGAUAUUUGAACCAUUAGUAUUAAUAAGAAACAAACUUUAAUAUUUGCAACUGAAGUGCUAAUCUUUUUAAAAAGCUAAGCAAAUUCAUUUAUAUACUGUGCUUAAUGUGGCAUAUAAUCUGCAGUGAUUUUGACGCUGUCUGGGGCUUAGGGGUUGCUGCGUUCCUUCCUCCUCCAAUGCACUGUCUCUUUUUGACUUUAAAGUAAUACAUGGCCGUGAAUUGUUGUGUCUACUUGAAAUGCAAUGGGCCAGAGUUUGGGCUAUUUCCUAAAAGCUUUUGGUUGAGAUGCUGCGAUGUCAUAGAAUGUUCACAAGAAUCUCAGUGUUCAGGCUGGAUGUGUUCUCGGCAGAAAGCAAAGAUCGUAAUGUCUGCGUAAGUAACCAAAUGUCAGUUUAGUGAGGUGAGGAAUUCCACACUGAGGGGCCAAAGAAGAGAAUGGCAGCUGGAAAGAGGGGUGGCACCAAGAAGAGCAGAUUUUGCAACCAGAGGCUAAUGGGGGUGACAGAGCCAUCGUCUCUCAGGAGCCACCUCUGGGUCCAGCCAAGAUCAGUUCCAAAUCAGAUGAGAUACCCAGGGGAGGGUGGGAGAGGGGCUGCUGCUGGCAGUAGACAUCUAAGUCUUCACACUUUCGUAGAAUUCUUCCUUCCCUGGCUAGAGUAUUAUCUGCAUUUUGCCUUGAAUAUUUUUGAUGUAAAUAUUUUGCCUGUAAAGAUCCAUUUUGUUGAAAUAAAGAGAAAUAAAUUGGCUCCCC
Messenger RNA from Gekko japonicus, 2416 nucleotides. RefSeq names its product class I histocompatibility antigen, F10 alpha chain-like. Gene Ontology annotation, biological process: immune response. NCBI's taxonomy places the organism in Eukaryota, Metazoa, Chordata, Lepidosauria, Squamata, Gekkonidae. The record is from RefSeq and is a predicted model, not a curated record. Gene Ontology annotation, cellular component: external side of plasma membrane. The coding region runs from base 337 to 1470 and encodes 377 amino acids. The transcript is spliced from 8 exons.